CGGAGAACAAAUUUCGUGACUUUUCCUCUCCCAACAAAAAAAAGCAAGAAAAAUCAGCCGCAGAGGAGGAGGAAGGAAUCGAAAGAGUGUGAGAAUGGCGGCUUCAGGCGGCGAGAGUCAGUGCAUUGGGAGGUUCGUGGACGAAAGUGACGUGGACACCAAGCGGGUUUACUUGGCUCGCAAGACAGUUCUCGAGAUGCUUCACGACAGGGGCUACGAGGUUGUCGACUCGGAACUGAGUUGCUCACUCGACGAGUUCCGUUCCAGUUUCGGAGACAAGCCGAAUCUCGAACGAGUCCGUAUUUGCGUCCCUCUUCGUGAUGAUCCUGGUAGAAAGAUGCUUGUUAUAUUCAUGGGGACUGAACCGAUAACCGUGAAAUCAAUUCGUGCUGUCCGUGGUCAGAUUGCUGGCAGUGAAGGCUUACAUGGCCUGAUCUUGGUCUUACAGAGUAAAAUGAACCGCUUUGCUCAAAAUGAAUUGCCAACAUUUCCUUACAAGGUUGAAACUUUUAUGAUAACAGACUUGUUGGUGAACAUCUCAAAGCACGUUAUGCAGCCAAAACACGAGGUUUUAAGCGAAGAAGAGAAGGCAAGGUUGUUGAAGAAGUAUGGCCUAGAGGACAAGAUGCUUCCACGUAUGCUGGAGAGUGACAGCUUUGUCAAAUACUAUGGAUUGGAGAAGGGUCAGGUGGUCAAGUUUAUGUACAAGGCAGAGCCUGUUGGAUCAUUUGUCACAUACCGUUGCAUCGUUUGAUUCUUUUUUUACGCCUCAAUUCCUCAUUUAAGUUUAUUGAGAAUUUUUUAGUGUUUGGCUUUUUUUGCCAAGAACAGUUUUAAAACCUUAAAGCUUUAGGACUUCGAAGCUGAGACAAUCUGUGUUUCUUUUCGUUUUCCAGCUUUCUGAAUGCAGAAUUGUUCUCA
Tarenaya hassleriana is the source of this 921-nucleotide messenger RNA. Its product is annotated as DNA-directed RNA polymerase V subunit 5C. The record is from RefSeq and is a predicted model, not a curated record. Gene Ontology annotation, biological process: DNA-templated transcription. The coding region runs from base 95 to 754 and encodes 219 amino acids. The transcript has 5 exons. Lineage: Eukaryota; Viridiplantae; Streptophyta; Magnoliopsida; Brassicales; Cleomaceae. Gene Ontology annotation, molecular function: DNA-directed RNA polymerase activity; DNA binding.